UACGCAUUCAAGUACAUCAGGUGAUAACUUAUUGCAACCCCUAACUUAAUAACGCAUUCAAGUAAAUUCAUUGAUAAACAAUAGAUACCCCAUAAUUUAAAGAAAACAAAAAACACACAUGAUAAAAUUACAAAAAAACACCUGUCCCACCUGCCUUUUGGAUGGGUAGUAACCACAGUGACCCAUAUGCCACAAAUAUGACCAUAACAAAAAAAAAUCAACAGAACUAUAAUGAAAAAUAUUAAAAAAAAUAAAUCAGUUAUAAAAUUAUGACUACGUGUGAUUGAAGGCUUGUCACUAAUCGAACACAAAAAGGUCCAAGAAAUUCAAAGAACAAAUAAUUCAGAGAUUUUAUUUUACAGCAAAGGCAUUUUUAUUGAGUUUAAAAAUUAAUUGCCAUAGUUGUGAUAAAAUGAAGCACCAGCAGGUGGUAGUGGACUACUGGACGAUGUUGAAAACAUCAUGCACCUGUUUGUUGUUGGCCAUUUCGGGUUAUGUGCUCAUAAAAAUGGUGCAGACUAUAUUUUAUCUGCCGGGCUAUUUAAAAAAUAAUCAAAAACGUCUGGAAGAGUUGGCGGCCAAAUAUAAUUUGGAUUUAGAAAAAGAAAUAGCUGAUGCAGAAAUUGACAAAGAUGAGGAACAGGAAAAUAAAGACGAAAAUCAAGAGGCAAAAGAAAAUUUACUUAAAAAUGCUGAUAAUGUUGAGGAACAAGAUUUAGUUAAGGAACCUAAAAAACUUAAAUAGUUUAUGCCCUACAAACGGCAAUCAUUUUCUCUUUUUUUAACCUCUUUUAUGACAAAUUUUAUUAUAACAAUUACUACAUACAAUAAUAAAACUAAUAAAUGUUUAAAUAUUACUUAC
Lucilia sericata (common green bottle fly) is the source of this 862-nucleotide messenger RNA. RefSeq lists its product as uncharacterized. The coding region runs from base 413 to 745 and encodes 110 amino acids. The transcript has 2 exons. Lineage: Eukaryota; Metazoa; Arthropoda; Insecta; Diptera; Calliphoridae. The record is from RefSeq and is a predicted model, not a curated record.